Molecule: messenger RNA, 3085 nt
Organism: Schistosoma rodhaini
Lineage: Eukaryota; Metazoa; Platyhelminthes; Trematoda; Strigeidida; Schistosomatidae
Source: the annotation of a GenBank genome assembly
AUGGUUGGAACAUCACAAAGUUCUGGUAAACCCGGUGAUUUAAUCUGCCUAUGUAUUGGUGGCCGUUUAUUUGUAACUAGAAGAGCUACACUUUAUCGAUUACCGGACAGUCGACUUUAUUUAAUUGCUACGCAAGGAUCAAGUAAUCAAGAGUCGAAUAUAAAUUACACAAAUCAAUUAAAUAUAGGCGAUGAUUUUAUCAAAUCAAUGAAUGGUAAUAAUUCUGAAGUCACUUACAAAUAUUUAUCACAAUCACAAACAUCUGGUAGAUUAGUUGGAAAUGGACCAAAUGAUGGAGCUUUAAUCGGUGGAGCAUCAAUUCUUCCUGAUAAUAUAGCAUCAAUGGUUGCAGGAAAUAUGAAUUUGCAGUCAGCUUCGUCAAUAUGCCGAAAUCGUGGUUCUGGUUUUACUAAUCCAAUAGUGAAUCCAUCUCAUGGAAUUGAUUUAUAUCAAUCAUCAUCAAAUAAAUCUGUCCCAUUGUUAUCACCAACAUCAACUAAUCAAUUUACCCAAUUGUCUAAUGCACCUAUAAUGACAACACCUCCAAUUGUUUAUUUUUAUGAUCGUGAUCCAGAAAUAUUUCGUUUCGUAUUAGAUUAUUAUAGAACUGGAGAAUUACACUUACCAUCAAGUAUAUGUGGUCCAUUUGUACGUAAAGAGUUAAUAUUUUGGGGUAUUGAUGAAGCAUUAAUUGGUCCUUGUUGUAUGCCUGCUUAUAUGAGAUAUGAUGAGGAGAAACGCACAAAAAAUACAUUAUUUCGUGAUUGUUUUGAAGAUAUCGAUUCAAUGCAAAAUCUUGUCAAAUUUUCUAGAGGAUGGAAAAAAUGGCGAUAUAGAAUGUGGUUAUUUAUGGAUCAUCCAUCUUCGUCUUUAGCUGCUAAGAUUUGGGCAUCUGUUCUACUUGUAUUAAUGAUUGCAUCUGUAAUGUGCUAUUGCUUAUCAACACAUGACGUCUUCCGGACAAAAUCCACUAUUAUGUUAUCAUAUAAUGGCUUACAGUCAGUUGAAUCGAAUUCAAAUAAUAAUAAUAAUAUUUAUAUUAAUAACAAAGAGAGUAAUUUAAUGAAUAAACAAUUUCAUACUGAUCAAAAAGCAUCAUAUCAAAAUUUUCUAUCUACCACAACUAAUACAUUGAAUACAAUGACAACUAAAAAUACACAAUUUAAUAAAACAUUUAAUAAUCCAAUAUCUAUUUGUUAUGAUUCAUUAUGGCAUCCAAAUCCUAAAAUACAAAAAGAUUGUUCAACUGAACCAUCUGAAGGAUUAGUUACAUUUGAUAUUUCAUUAAAUUGUUUAUUCACUAUUGAAUUUCUGCUCAAAGUUUUACUUGCACCAGAUAAACCAAAAUUUCUUUCAUCUAUUGUAUCAGUAUUUGAUAUGGUGAUAUUAAUUAGUUAUUGGGUAUAUAUGUCAUUAUUUUAUUAUUAUUAUUAUUAUCCUAAAACAACAAUGACAAAUAAUAUUGAAUUAAAAAUUGAAUUAAGUGGAUAUUUAUGGUUAUUGAAUAUUUUAUCAAUGACACAAGCAUUACGUAUAUUACGUAUUUUUAAAAUAUCUAAAAUAUCUCGUGGAUUAAGAGUACUUAUAUUGACAGUGAAAAAAAGUAUACCAGAAUUAGUUCUAUUAGGUUUUCUAUUAAUGAAUGGUAUGUUUUUAUUUUCUUCUAUGAUGUAUAUAGCUGAAUAUCGUGUAAAUGAUACAUUUCCUGAUAUACCACAAUCAUUUUGGUGGUCAAUUAUCACAUUGACAGCUGUUGGUUAUGGAGAUAUGCAUCCAAAAGGUGGAGCUGGUUAUUUUGUCGGUUCAUUAACAGCUAUAUCUGGUUGUAUUGUCACUGGAUUAGCAAUACCAAUAGUUGGGAAUAAUUUUAAUACUUAUUACAAAUAUAUGAAAAAUCAAUUAAUGGAAGAUAAAUACUUGAAAACAUUACGUAAAGAUAUGGAAGCUACAGGUGGUGUCAGUGGAACUAAAUCAGGUUUAGGUGUAGCUGCAGAAAAAGGUGGUUUACCAUUGCCAGGUAGAAAACCACGUAAUAUCAAUCGACGAAUAAUACGUGGUAGUAAAAUAAGUAAAAAUGAUAAUAUGAAAAGUAGUUUAGUAAAUAUGAUGGAAAUUUGUACACGAUCUAUGAAACGUUUAUUACCAACAGGUUUAAUUAAUAAAAAUAAUUGUAAACCAAUUGGUGUGCCUAAAACUCCAACAACUGAUUCUAUGCAAUUAUUAACAGAAAAUCAAAAACUUCCCAAUGUAUUCACUCGUAAAGCAACUAUACAUGAACUAAAUGAAGGGAAGAAUAGUUAUAAAAAUCAAAAUAAUAUGUCCAGUAGUAAUUUAAUGUCAUGUAAAAAGAAGUUGAGUAAUGACAGAUUAGAUAUUGAACAUCGACCAAGUUUGAUGUAUCCAUUAGCGACGGAUCAGUUUCUUAAUUCACUUCUACCUUCUCAAUUAUCAUUGAUUCCAGCACCUCAAAUAUGGGUAGAUGGUGAAGAGUUCGAUGAUCAGUUAUCAGCUGCAAGUCAUGUGUUUGAUAAUGGUUGUAAUAAUAUUAACAAUACUAUCAAGUCAUCUCAACCAAUUUGUUCUACAUCAGGUAUAGAAACUACCGAAACAAUUCAAAAUCAUCCUGAUCACCAUUAUAUUUAUUCUCGUAUGUCUAUUGUUUCAGAGGAAAUAUUGCCUAAUUCUAUACAGAUUUCAUCAGAUAUACCAUGUUGUACAGUGUUGAAUGUUUCUGAUGUAAUACAAAAUGAUGAUAAUACUAUGUCCAGUGCUGAGGAUGGUGAUGAUGAACGGGAAGAUUCUAGUUGGGAAGUUAAAACAAUGAAAUCAACAAAUAAAAUUCAUAUGAAUUGUGAUAUGAAUACGGUAUCACGUAAAUCAACAUCAUUGACAACUUCUACACUAAAAAAUAAUAACAACGACAAUAACAACUGUAACAAAAACGAUAAUAAUAAUAAUAACACAGAUAAUAACAAACAUAAAAAGCCAAUCGCCAAGAGAAUGAAUUAUGUAUAAGUGUGUAAUUCAAUUCAGUCUGUUUAUUAAGUUUAACAUAAUCAAUCUAUCAAUCAAUUAUUGACAAUGA